Molecule: messenger RNA, 3343 nt
Organism: Chanos chanos (milkfish)
Lineage: Eukaryota; Metazoa; Chordata; Actinopteri; Gonorynchiformes; Chanidae
Gene: plcd1a
Product: phospholipase C, delta 1a
Exons: 15
Coding region: 157-2415 (752 amino acids)
Biological process (GO): intracellular signal transduction; lipid metabolic process
Cellular component (GO): plasma membrane
Molecular function (GO): phosphatidylinositol-4,5-bisphosphate phospholipase C activity; calcium ion binding
Source: RefSeq, a predicted model, not a curated record
UGUUCCAACACACUUGUCUUGACGUACUUUCAUUCCAGUUUUUGACAGUUUCUUGACUCUUAAACUUGUUUUUUUUUGCGCGCGCGCCUUUUCGCGGCGAAGGUCUCUGCAAUUUUUGGUCCAACUGUGGAGUUUUAGCUUAACUGAGUGAGGAACAUGGAGGCAAACGGCUCAGCCGGUAGACACGGUUUGGAGGGAGAUGCUGACUUGCAGUUUCUGCUGUCGGGAGGGGAACUGACGAAGGUGAAGUCGAACUCGUGGAAGAAAGCCCGUUUCUACAAACUACAGGAGGACUGCAAAACUAUGUGGCACGAGUCAAAGAAGACCUUCAAAAGCACCCAGACAUUCUCCAUCGACGACAUCGACUCGGUGCGUCAGGGCCGGCAGUCGGAGGGUUUGCGGAAGUACACGGACGCUGCCGUGGAGGACCGCUGCUUCUCCAUCAUCUUCAAGGGCCGCAAGAAGAACCUGGACCUGAUGGCAAGCAACGUGGAGGAGGCCAAGCGCUGGGUCACCGGCCUGGAGAAAAUCAUCCACAACCUGCGUAGCCUCAACCAUCAGCAGAAGAGCGAACACUGGAUCUUCAACUGCAUGCGGAAAGCCGACAAAAAUGCAGACAACAAGAUGACCAUUAAGGAACUGAAACACUUCCUGAGACAGAUUAACAUCGAGGUGGACGACACGUAUGCAGCCAUGCUGUUCAAGAAAUGUGACAAGUCCAACUCGGGCACCCUGGAGGGCACGGAGAUCAAAGAGUUCUAUGACCUGCUGACCUGUCGAGAAGAAAUCGAGGUGAUUUACGGGAAAUACGCCCAGACGGAUAGUCAGAUGAGCGACCGGGAUUUGCUGAACUUCCUGCUGAAUGAGCAGAGGGAGUCCGUGUCUCUGGAGCAGGCCCAGAAACUCAUCAGCAAAUACGAGCUGGAUGAGACAGCCAAACAGAAGAAGCGCAUGACCAAGGACGGUUUCCUGAUGUACCUUCACCACGAGGACGGUGCUAUCUUUAACCCCGCCCACAAGGGCGUGUACCAGGACAUGACCCAGCCCCUCAGCCAUUACUUCAUCUCCUCCUCCCAUAACACCUACCUGCUGGAGGAUCAACUCAAAGGACCCAGCAGCACCGAGGCCUACAUCAAGGCGUUGAUGAAGGGCUGUCGCUGCGUUGAGCUGGACUGCUGGGAUGGGCCCAACGGCGAACCGGUCAUCUACCACGGCUACACACUCACAUCCAAAGUGCUCUUCAAAGACGUUAUCAAAGCCAUCAAGGAGUACGCCUUCAAAACGUCAGAGUACCCAGUGAUCCUGUCUCUGGAGAACCACUGCACCCUGGAGCAGCAGAAACUCAUGGCCCAGCACAUGACCACCAUCCUGGGCAGCGCCCUGCUCACACACCCCCUCGGAGACCAGAUGCCAACAAACUUCCCUGGUCCUGAGGAGCUGAAGGGGCGUUUCCUGGUGAAGGGAAAGCGUCUGAAUAAGCUGGACGCUGCCUUUAACAAUAACAGCAUGGUGGAGGUGGACAGUGUUUCAGAGGAGGAUGAGGCUGCUGACUCGAAAGAGAACGGGCAGAAGGCCAAAGCCAAGAAGUCAAAGAUCAAGCUGGCUAAGGAGCUGUCUGAUCUGGUCAUUUACUGCAAGAGUGUGCAUUUCAGUGGCUUUGAACACGCCAGAGACAACCAGGCCUUCUACGAGAUGUCCUCUUUCAAAGAGAGCAAAGCCAUGAACCUGGCAGAAACCUCAGCCACAGCCUAUAUCCACCAUAACAUGGACAAGCUCAGCAGAACCUACCCGGCUGGGUCCAGGACCGACUCGUCCAACUACAACCCGGUACCGCUGUGGAACGCCGGCUGUCAAAUCGUGGCUCUGAACUUCCAGACACCCGGUAAAGAGAUGGAUCUGUACCAGGGUCGAUUCUUGCCCAACGCCCAGUCGGGUUACAUCCUGAAGCCCGAGUUCCAGAGGGACCCUGCCUCUCAGUUUGACCCUGUUAAUCUCAGCAAGGGCUCCUGGCUCCAGAAGAAAACCAUGCAUCUUAUGGUGAUCUCUGCGCAGCAGCUGCCGAAGAUCAACAAGGAGAAGGCCAAGUCUAUCGUGGACCCGCUGGUGAGAGUGGAGAUCUACGGAGUUCCCGCUGACAACUCCAGCAAGGAGACGGGCUACAUCGAGAAUAACGGAUUUAACCCCAUGUGGAACGAGACCUUCCAGUUCACGGUGCAUGUCCCACAGUUAGCCAUGGUGCGUUUUGUGGUUGAGGACUAUGACACCGCCUCACAGAAUGACCUGGUGGGACACUACACUCUCCCCUUCACCAGCAUUCAGAACGGAUACCGUCACAUCCCCUUGCUCACAAAGAACGGCGAUGUCAUCCCCUCUGCUGGACUGUUUGUGCAUAUCAUGAUACUGGACGCCCAGUAGACUUCAGCGACCAUCCCCCCCCCCCCACCAUCUCAGUGCCAAAGAGUCCACAGGACAUCUUAACUCAGCCGAGACAAUCGUAAAAUGCCGCGGUAUUACAGCCUACUUUUAACCCAUGGACUGUCUAAAGAAGGCAGUGACGUCACAAUGAAAGCAAUGGAAUGUUGACGGGAGCCAAUAGAAUGUUUGGGUCAAAUAGAUUCUAUUCCCAGUGCAGUGGGUCCUUCGUUGAGAACAUUAGAAUGUCUUAUUCUAUAGCUAUAUCCUCCUUUCUCUCACUGUCAUAUCAACCCAAGUCAAAACUUGCACUGAGAUUUUUCACCGAUCUUUUAGCUUUUAUCUGUAAUCCCCAGAACAGUGUGCUUUGUGCCAAGAUGUAUUUUCCAUGGUGAAUGGUUUCCCCUGCAGUGUGUUUUUUCCAUGACCUUUUUCUGGUCUUUGAGUGAGGCAACGAUAACAAACUGACACAGGGCACAGAUGGGAUAGUUGGAUCUACUUUACACUGAGUCUUCAGUUCCUGUGUUUUAAUAGAUCAAAAAUAAUUGCACAUCGUGCAGUAAAGACUGUAGGUUAAUAGUGGUAUUUUGCACCAUAGUGUAUCAAUGAGCGAUGGCAUACAAUAUGACAGGGCAGUGAGAUAAUGAGAGACCUACAGAGGAGUCACUCUGUAGUAACAUAUGCAGUUAUUAAUGACACCAAAUUAAUGUAAUCAGUCUACCAGCGAAAUGUAACUCCACCCAAUGUCUACCAGCCCAUCACAGCAAAUGGAGGAGUGGUCAAAGAAAGAUAGACGAGUUCGAGAGGAACGCGACGAGGCUUCAAAAGCACCUUGUCUUCAGCCUCUUUAAUCUGAGCAGUGCACAUCUGAAAGCGAUUAAGUGUUUCCGUGGAAACCAUUCAAUUGUUCUAAAUGUUUGUUUUUGUGACU